Molecule: messenger RNA, 726 nt
Organism: Thelazia callipaeda (thelaziosis nematode)
Lineage: Eukaryota; Metazoa; Nematoda; Chromadorea; Rhabditida; Thelaziidae
Source: the annotation of a GenBank genome assembly
AUGAAGUCAUGGGUAUGGAUUCUAUUGAUUUUGACUAUUAUUUCUGAAAUUAUAGCUGUGCCAUCGAGAAAAUCUGCACUAGAAACCAAAAGACAAAACUCUGGCAGGAGAAAAAAUAAGUUACAAGGAAUAACGUUUUGGAAAUCAGAAGCUAGCCAAAUAGUGCUGAACUUGAAACGAAAAAUUCAAGAAGCUUACGACAAAGUUUUCUGGAAAGUCGCGGGAUUUUUCGAUGGGAAACAGUCGUACACAUGGAAAGUUUUUGGAAAAAGUAUACGAAUCGUAAUUCCACGCAUGCCACGCUCCUGGAAGGAGUUCAAAGGACGUUUGGCUAGUAUAGAACGCGUGAUUCGUGACAAUUCACGCAUUCGAUAUCUAGCAGCAAUUUAUGCAAAUAUUGCGGUUUUUGUAAUAACUUAUAUAAUCAUAUUUAUUUACAACAUACACUGUUAUUUUCGUUAUCGGCAAGUUUGGGCAGCUAAUAAGAAUGAUGAGUUAAUAUUCAAGCCAACUUGCACAACAGAUAUCUUUUCGGAUUUGCAGUCAUACUUGACGACUGCAAGAAACAGGCUUGAUGACGAACAAAUAUGUGCAAAUGCUUUGUCGAGUCCUUCAGAAACAAUUUUAGAAGAUGAUCAAGAAACUGACAAUCGAAUAUUAGCAAAUACAUUAGUGCAAAGGAUUCUUGCUAGAAACUGCACUCAACGAACAAACUUGUCAAUAUAA